This is a messenger RNA of Vicia villosa (hairy vetch), 582 nucleotides long. RefSeq lists its product as uncharacterized. Bases 1 to 582 code for a protein of 193 amino acids. Lineage: Eukaryota; Viridiplantae; Streptophyta; Magnoliopsida; Fabales; Fabaceae. The record is from RefSeq and is a predicted model, not a curated record. The transcript has a single exon.
AUGUGGUCCAUCAUUGAAACAGGAAACUUCAUUCCAAUGACUGCUCCAAGUGACGUUGCUCCUGCUGCCCCAAAACCUCAUGUGUCCUGGAACACUGAAGAGAAAAACCAGGUACUCUUAAACUCAAAAGCUCAAUUCAUUUUAUCAUGUGCUCUUAGCAGGGAAGAAUAUGAUAGGAUUGAAGAAUGUGAUACUGCCAAAGAAAUCUGGGAUAAACUCAAAAUUCAUCAUGAAGGAACAAGUCAUGUAAAAGAAGAAAGAAUAGAUACGGGAGUAAGAAAUUUUGAAUCAUUCGAAAUGAAAGAAGAUGAAACCAUAGACGAAAUUUUCUCCAGGUUUACAAUUAUUAUUAAUGAAUUAAGAUCUCUUGGAAAAAUUUAUUCUGCUCAUGAAAGAAUAAGAAAAUUACUCAGAUGUAUCCCUAAGGUUUGGAGAUCAAUGGUUACUGCUAUAACUCAAGCCAAAGAUCUAAUAACUCUACUAGUUGAGGAACAUGUUGGUUCUCUUCGUGCUCAUGAAUGUAUCAUUCAAGAAGAUAAACCACAAAAGAAAGGAAAAUCUAUUGCUCUUAAAGCUGCUUAA